AAGUCUAGCAACCAUUAAAAAAAAUGGGGGAAAAAGAUUCAAGUUCAAAAACUUGGGUUCAGUGGAUCUUCAAAGACCCUAAAUUAUAAAUCUAUCUUUUUUCAGUAUUAUUAAAGUAAGGAAAGAAACUACAGUAUUGCAAUUGUUUUCCAAAAAAAAUGGUGACCAAAACAACAGCAGCAGCAGCAGCAAGCUAUGAAGAAAAAAGGAAGCAAAGAUUAGAGGAAAACAAGAAAAGAAUGAUGCAACUCAACAUCCCUCAGCUUUCUCAGUCUCUGAAGCCUUCCCCUGCUACUAGGCUCAAGAGGGUCAACCCCAAACCCCUCAAUGCCCCACUUCGUCGAUCCACUCGAAUGGCCGACAAACCCUCUCCUGACUACCACGACUUUAUACUUGUGGGUGGUAGAAAGUUGCCCCUGAGACGAAACCUUUAUUCUCAAGACAAUGCCUCUAAUCAGAAGAGAUUUGAUGCUGUUCAGAGAGCUGAAGAGCUGGAGUUAAGAUUAGGGUCUCAACAUCCAACUUUUGUUAAAGCAUUACUUCAGGCUCAUGUUCUUGGAAAUUUGAAUUUACCAACUACAUUUUGCAAGACCCAUCUUCUCAAUUAUGAUGGAAUGUUAACUCUAGUUGAUGAAGGUGGAAAGAAAUGUCAGACCAAGUUCCAUCUUCGAUAUGGUAGAUUUGGCUCUGGAUGGAGAAGAUUUGCCAUUAACCACGGCUUGGUUGAUGGGGAUGUCCUUGUUUUCCAGCUCAUCGAACCAACUACCUUAAAGGUGUACAUUAUUCGGGUAAAUACUUCUAACCAAGACAAAGAGAAAUGCAGCACAACAAACUAGAGGUGAUGCUUGAAGAAAUUGGAUUUUUUUUUUUUUCCAUGUUACAGCAGCCAGAUCUCCUGUGAAGCAGUAUGAACAAGUGUUUUUGAUGAGAUUUCUUUUAUCUUACCCUGAGAUUUGAUUUCAUUUUAUUAUAUACUGUAAGGAAAUUUAUACAAAAUUUUAAUUGAUCAUUAUUAGAAGGGUAACCAUUUACCUUAUUUUCUAACUUUU
Chenopodium quinoa (quinoa) is the source of this 1049-nucleotide messenger RNA. Its product is annotated as B3 domain-containing protein At5g42700-like. Gene Ontology annotation, molecular function: DNA binding. The transcript is spliced from 4 exons. Lineage: Eukaryota; Viridiplantae; Streptophyta; Magnoliopsida; Caryophyllales; Amaranthaceae. The record is from RefSeq and is a predicted model, not a curated record. The coding region runs from base 159 to 836 and encodes 225 amino acids.